Molecule: messenger RNA, 3217 nt
Organism: Helobdella robusta
Lineage: Eukaryota; Metazoa; Annelida; Clitellata; Rhynchobdellida; Glossiphoniidae
Exons: 14
Coding region: 202-1347 (381 amino acids)
Biological process (GO): regulation of transcription by RNA polymerase II; regulation of mRNA splicing, via spliceosome
Cellular component (GO): nucleus; cytoplasm
Molecular function (GO): mRNA binding
Source: RefSeq, a predicted model, not a curated record
AUGUUGUGUUCGGCAUUUAAAAAAAAUAUUUCUAUCCGUUGAAUGUUUGAAAACAACUUUUUUGUUAGUUUCCGUCGUUUGCUGGUCCCAGCAGGUUUUUUCCCGGCAUAAUUUUUUGUUAGUGGGUAGAUAUUCACCAUCUGAUUUUAGUGCUAGUAAGUAGACAUACCCACCAUCUCAUAUAAUACAUACAGCGUACAGAUGUCUGAUUCCCCAAGGAGUGCUGAUGGAGAGGUUAGCAAGCGAGCCCCUGAAUUAUACGAUGAUGGAGACGAUUCACUGAGAAAGAAGUCGAGGUACGACAGGGCUAACGAGAAGACCGAAGUCAGAAUUCUCAUCCCUAGUUGGAUUAGUGGAUCGGUGAUUGGAAAAGGUGGAGAUAACAUCAGAAGAUUAAGAUCUACGUACAAAUCAGGAAUUUCUCUUCCAGAUUCCAGGGGUCCAGAAAGGCUUGUUGUGAUGACCUCUGAGAUUGGAAACAUUUGUGAUGCCCUGGAAGACAUAUUGCCAACCUUAACUAAGCAACUGGACAAAAGCAACACAGAGGACCACCAUGAACUGCGUCUACUCAUUCAUCAGAGCCACGCCGGUCGCAUCAUCGGGAAAGGUGGCACCAUCAUCAAACAACUUAGAGAUGAUACAGGAGCUCAGGUGAGGAUACACGUCGUUGUAUGCCCAAACUCGUCCGAUCGCAUCAUCCAAAUCAACGGCUCAGCACAUCAGAUCAGUUCAUGCGUAGAGGCAAUCUACAAACUCAUAUCCGGGUCGUUUCCAAAAGGCCCACAAAUGCCAUACAACCCUGACUACUACGACAUCUCCCUGGCCAGCAAGUAUGGAGGAUACGAAGAAGAGAGAGGUGGAGGCAUGGGUAAGGGUAAGAUGAGAGAUAGGGAGGAAAAGGGGGAGAAGGAUAGCCCACAUGCUAAUACUGCUGCCAGUUCACAGAGCAGAGGUUCAGUCAGAAAGAAUCAGUCGGAUGACAGGCAUGCAAAAGACCAACAACCACAACAACAUCAAUCCCAACAACAUCAACAACACCAGCAACAGCAACCUUACAACAACAAGCAGCAAACAUCUGACGACAAUCAACCACCACACUUUCCAAGAGAUGUAUCACAAGUCAGCAUACCGAAAUCUUUAGCUGGCGCCAUUCUAGGGAAGGGAGGCAGUCGUAUCAAGCAGGUGCAACAGGAGUCUGGAACGAGAAUCAAGAUGGAUGAGGCCAGUGUAGACUCUGACGACCGCAUCAUCACCAUUGUAGGCACUCCGGAGCAGAUAAUGUAUGCACAAUAUUUACUACAGAUGAUGGUGAAGAAAUACGCCAACAACGGAGGGAAAACAGCGUAAUUGAACUGACGGCAGGAACCGCCUCCUACAUCACGGGACGAGACGUCAAAACGAAACAUCAAAACUAAUUCUCAAUCCAUCAUCAUCAUACAUACAUACAUAAAUCUACCACCGUUCGUUAAACCAUCUCGUUAAUCUUCUUUUUUUUUUUAGAUCCGCACAACCUUCUAUCUAUCAUUACAUGAGUAUGUGUAUGUGUGUAUGUAUGUAUGUGUGUAUGUACAUGUACAAACAUGAUUAACAUUUAUGGUAUAAUAAAUACAGUCGGACCUCCGUACGGCGAAAUUGAUGAUUUCAGCAUAUAAAUUCGUUUUAUAGAAAUUUCGUUAUAUAUAAUUUUAGUAAAAAAUUCUAUACUUCUUAAAAAGCACUUAUAUACUAUAUAGUUAUAAAUACAAUCUCUAAAUCAUUUAUUCUUAUGAUAGGAAAUAUAGUAUAGUAUAGUUGCAAACAUUUAAAAAAAAACAAAAUUAUGCGUACUAUGUAUACUAACAUGAUAUGUAUAUAGCAAAAAGCUUAAUAGGUGAAAUAGUAUUGUAGAAAUGAAACUUACAGCUUACUAUGUUCAACAAUUUUUUUUUUAAUUUUUAAAUAUUUCUUUUAACUUUUAUAAAUUUUCUUCCUUAUAGAGAAAUUAUUUUCGUUCUGCGGAAAGAGUUUUAUAUGCGAAAUGCCAAGGGACAUAAAAAAUUUCGUUAUAUUUUGAUUUCCGUUAUAUAGAAGUUCGUUAUAAGGAGGUCCGACUGCGUAUGAUGCUGCAAAAGCUAAGCGACGCAAGAUUUCUAGUAUAAAUGAUAUUUUUUUCAAAAGUUAAACGAUGUAAUAACAUGUAAGACCAUGAUCCAACAUUAUAUACAUAUAUCUUAAUAUAUUAUAUGUUGAGUAAACACAUAUAACAUACACUGAUAACGAAACCAGGUAGCAACCAAACAAACACGCACCUUACGUAUCAUCCACCUACCUUCAUAACUGUCAAAUAAUAUUACCAUUGUAAAAUAAUGUAAAGAAAUUACUAAGAUAAUGAUAUCAAUUGGUUGCGGUGACAAGACGAUGACGCCAAUGAGAUAGGUGAUGGAUUGUUUGACGGUUCCGAUUUAUUUUUUGACCUCGUUAAAAUGAUCGACUGGUCAAUGAAAGAAUAAUAAAAUACCCAACAAACAAAAAUCUAUCAAACAAAAAUAAGCUUCUGAGACAUAAUUUUUCAAUGCAAUUAACACACACACACACACUUACAGUCGCACGCAGUUAGAUUCAUAUAAACAAAUGUAUUUUCAGUAGUCUAUAUAAAAUUAAGCACUGCUUACAACAAACAUAUAAGGGCUGUAUGCAUGAUUUUAACAACAAAUAUAAAUCGAAAAGUUAGCAUGUAUACACACAAUUGUAUUCCAAACCGACUAAUGUACAGUCGUCAAUGUUGACAUAACUAACUAAACUACUAUUAAUAAAAUUUAAUGACGGUAGACCAAAUUUCCCAAAGCUUGAACAAUUGCAACACUCGUAACGUCUAUGAAGAAAUUGUUGAAAGAAACCAUUACAAAUUUUGCACUUAAAUGACAUAGCUAUGACGCCGAAAAAGGUUUGCUGGAUUGGAAGAUAAUUCUUGUAUAUGCAGCUAAUACUAUUUAGUAUUAGUAUUACUAUUCCUUUGUGUGUGUAUGUGUAAAUAUAAUAGCCAUGUAUGUAUAUUUCUACAUAUUGUUCAUGUUUAUUUGAUUUUACUGAAAAGUAUUAAAAUUUAUAUUUCUAAAUAUAAUGCUGACAGUACACGUAUGUGAAUGUAGUAAAAUAAUAAAUGGUAAUGAAAACGUCUUUGUUGUUGUUAACAGUGAAGUGUUGUUUCCCCUGAGGCAUUCAACAAUUCAGUAGAAGU